AUGUCCAUUUGUCAGGAUGGACUCACUGGCAGCGCUUGGGGUGACUGGGCCAACUACACCGCCUCCCCUUUGCGCGCGGAGCCCGCAAGUGCGGCAGCUGCUGCAGCAGCUGCUGCCAAGGCAGCAGCUGCUGCCAAGGGAGCGACGGCCACAGGAUCGGCAGUGGCAGGUUCGGCUGGUGUGGGAUCUUUGAAGGAGAAAGGUGUUUCAGGCAAGGGAAGUCCUGAAUUCGACCCAUCCACCCAGAUUGGCGCUAUGGCCCCACUGGGUUUCUUUGACCCCGCCGGUUUCUGCAAAAAGGGCGACGAAGCUGGCUUCCGAAACCUGCGGGCAGCCGAGAUCAAGCAUGGGCGUGCUGCCAUGAUGGCUGCACUUGGGGCAGUGGUGCAACACUACGUGAAGUUCCCAGGCUUUGAGUCCGUGCCCAGUGGCUUGGCCGCUGCUGUCACACCACCCGGGAGCUAUGGCUUCAUUGCUUUGUUUGCGGUGUCUGGCGCGCUGGAGCUUGGCCUUUGGACCGAGAGCGACGACAAGGAGCCUGGAAACUUCGGUGACCCAGUGGGAUUCAACCAGUACACUCAAGAAAUGAGGGAGCGAGAGAUCAACAACGGCCGCUUCGCCAUGUUUGCAGCGCUGGGUAUCAUUUCCGCAGAGCUGUACACUGGCAAGGAUGCCAUCGAGCAGUUCGGGCUGUAGGUAUGUGACAUGACUAGCUGAAAGGAGCAACCAAAGCCGGGUGCACGAGAAAAGGGGCUUGCCACGUGAUGAAAACUGCACGUGUAGUAGCUGCCCAGAUUCAUGCA
Molecule: messenger RNA, 803 nt
Organism: Durusdinium trenchii
Lineage: Eukaryota; Dinophyceae; Suessiales; Symbiodiniaceae
Source: the annotation of a GenBank genome assembly